This is a messenger RNA of Penicillium waksmanii, 1458 nucleotides long. RefSeq names its product NAD(P)/FAD-dependent oxidoreductase. Gene Ontology annotation, molecular function: oxidoreductase activity. NCBI's taxonomy places the organism in Eukaryota, Fungi, Ascomycota, Eurotiomycetes, Eurotiales, Aspergillaceae. Bases 1 to 1458 code for a protein of 485 amino acids. The transcript has 3 exons. The record is from RefSeq and is a predicted model, not a curated record. Gene Ontology annotation, cellular component: cytoplasm.
AUGGACAUAACUGACAUAGCCGCUCAGGUCAAAGAGCGAAUCACCUUGGCCCCAGGCUUGCCCAAUCCAAACCCAACGCAAUCAUCAUGGCAGCAGCCCCCUCAUCCGACAGUUGCCAGCAUACAGUCAGAUCUCGCCAAGGAAGCAGAUAUUGUCAUCAUUGGAUCCGGCGUCACUGGCUGUGGUGCCGCCCAUGCCUUACUGCAUCACCCAGACGCCACCAAGCUGCGCAUAACUGUUCUUGAAGCCCGAGAGACAUGCAGCGGGGCAACUGGUCGGAACGGUGGGCACAUCUGCUCCAAUAUUCUCGAGAGCUUUGCCCACAAUAUGGAUGCACAUGGCCUAGAAGCUGCUCUUGAGACGGCCCGUUUCAGUGAAGCCAAUGCUAUCCGGCUGAGGGAGGUUGCAGCGAGCCUGGUCGAGAACGACCGCGAAGCAACAGAGCUUCGGGACGUCGUACUAGGACUUUCUACAUCCAAAGCUGAAACUAUGGAGCGUCUCAAGGCUGCCGUGAAAUUACUUGUGAAAGAAUAUCCAGAUAGUAUUAUUAAAUUCAGAUUCGUGGAAGAUCAGGAUCGGAUAAAGGAAUUUUCCUUCCAAGACGACAUUGUUGGUUUGGUAGAGCAGCACGGUGCAGCCGCAGUAUGGCCCUAUCGCCUGAUCACUGCAAUUUUCGAAAAACUUUUGACGGAGUUUGGGGGUCGUUUUACAUUACAGACAAACACGCCGGUCCAAACCAUCAAAUUCAAUCAAGCGGAAUCGCUGCCGUAUUCAAUUGCCACGCCCCGGGGCAUUAUUCGAGCGCACAAAAUCCUUCAUUGCACAAAUGGCUUUGCGGGUCAUCUGGUACCGAACCUGGUGGGAGCCAUAUACCCUCUUCGCGGUACCAUGUCAGUGCAGAAACCGGGCCCUGACUUUCCUAUGUUGGGAGAUCGUUUCUCUUGGUCCUCAGUAAAUGAAUUUACCUACCGCCCGGAAAGUGAUGCCUGGGAUACUCAAUAUCACUAUGUGCAGCAGAAUGCGAAAACAGGAGAGAUCUGGAUUGGAGGCGAAUGUCAGAAAUUAUCAGAGCUACUUACUAGUGAUGACUCGGCCGUUGGGGAAACAACACAGCAAAAGCUCUCGACAGUGCUUCCAAGUAUAUUUUCCAAUGUGGAGCCCCAUCAAGUGCGACAGGUCUGGUCUGGGAUAAUGGCCUUCACUUCUGAUGGCUGUCCAAUUGUUGGUCGAAUUCCAUCCUCAAUAUCCGGUCGGGAGGGCCAAGGAGAAUGGAUCGCAGCCGGAUAUAAUGGACAUGGAAUGGACAAAGCUUGGUUAUGUGGUGAAGGAAUAGCCCGAAUGGCUCUUGGGGAAGGGAGUGUACCCGGUCUGCCGCAGAUCUACUUGCUUGGGGAGGAUAGGUUGGAUAGACUUACAGUAGGCGAAUCUGUAGGCGCGUUCAAGUCUAUGUUUUCCUAG